AUGCUGUCCGCUGCACUGUUUCGUCACCCAGGUCGGCGCCACCUGGUGCUCCAGGCGCAAACAUAUGCCAAGGCUGCCGCUGCAUCUGCCCCCACCGCCGGGCCUGGACAGAUGUCCUUCACCUUCACCUCCCGGAUGCAGAUGUUCUUUGAUGGUGCCAAUGUCCGGCAAGUGGACGUGUCUACUCUGACUGGAGCCUUUGGCAUCUUGGCAUCUCAUGUCCCCACACUACAGGUCCUACGGCCUGGGCUGGUAGUGGUUCACGUGGAAGAUGGCACCACAACUAAGUAUUUUGUGAGCAGCGGCUCCAUCACUGCGAACUCGGACUCCUCUGUGCAAUUACUAGCUGAAGAAGCUGUGACACUGGACAACCUGGGGGCAGCCCGGGCCAACCUGGAGAAGGCGCAGUCAGAACUGUCAAGUGCAGCAGAUGAGGCAGCAGGGGCUGAGAUUCAAGUCAGUAUUGAGGCCAAUGAAGCCCCAGUGAAGGCCCUGGAGUAG
Messenger RNA from Rattus rattus (black rat), 501 nucleotides. RefSeq names its product ATP synthase subunit delta, mitochondrial-like. Lineage: Eukaryota; Metazoa; Chordata; Mammalia; Rodentia; Muridae. The coding region runs from base 1 to 501 and encodes 166 amino acids. The record is from RefSeq and is a predicted model, not a curated record. Gene Ontology annotation, biological process: proton motive force-driven ATP synthesis. The transcript has a single exon. Gene Ontology annotation, molecular function: proton-transporting ATP synthase activity, rotational mechanism.